Messenger RNA from Fusarium sp. VM40, 2079 nucleotides. NCBI's taxonomy places the organism in Eukaryota, Fungi, Ascomycota, Sordariomycetes, Hypocreales, Nectriaceae. The record is from the annotation of a GenBank genome assembly.
AUGUCGUCUGGCGUUGUGCGCUCAACCGCCCUCAGGGCUGGCGGCGCUUGUGUUCGUUGUCGCAAAGGCAAGACCAAGUGUGUGUACGAGAAUGGCCGCGCGCCAUGCAAGAACUGCGCAAAGGGAAUGCACGACUGUUACUUGCCUUCAGAGACCAUGGCUCACCAUCACGGCCAAAGCCCUGCGCGACACGCCAACCCUCAUCGUCCCCCUCGCGACAGUCUUCCUGCUGCUGGACCUAGUGCUGCUACUGAAGCGCGACAGCCUGUCGUUGGUUCCAGUGCUGCUCGACAUGUUCAGGCUGGCUCUGAUAAACUUACUCCUGAGCUUAUUGCUGAGUGUGAGCGUGUUGUUUCAAAAACAUUUCCAGCCUGCGUCGCGUUCCACAAGCCAUCUUUUGUUCAACAGCUUAAGAGCGCGUCUUUGGACGCUGCCUUGGUUUAUGGUCUUUUGACCUGUGCAGCCCGGAGCUCACCGAGUCUUAUUCGACGUUAUGGGGGACCUACCCAAGCUGCGGAGACCUUUGCUGCUAAGGCAAUGACAUUGAUUAACCAAAACUUGGAUCAUCCAAAUCUUGUCGAUAUUCAAGCUUUGUGCUUGAUCAUUAUUCACGAGUGGGGCUCGCGCAAUGCCGUCCGCGCUUACAUUUAUUUGGGCCAGGCUGCGCGCAUGGUGCAGAUGUAUCGCAUCUUGAAUAGCCACCAUCCAUCCCCUGACGCUGAUCUGUUUCUGCGCGAUGAAUCGCUCCGACGUACAGUCUGGCUCAUCUACAUUCUGGAUUGCCUCUUGACCAGCACUCCUGGACGUUAUGCUGCGCUCUCUCCACACGACACGGCAGAUGUGUCUUUGCCUUGUUCAGACAUUAACUUUGCUUUUGGCAAUGCUGUGUUUGUCAAGACUUUGCGCCAGCAGCUCGAUCCCACUGCCGUUCCACCCGGCCAGCCUCCCUCUGAGAUCGGAGAGUUCGGUUAUAUCGUCUUGGCCUCGACCAUCUGGCGUGAUGUUGUUGCCAUGCUCACCACCACCACUCUCGCUAGCUUCCGUGAGGAGGACUGUGGUGAUUUGAUUGCAAAGAUUGAGGGCCUUCGGGCCGCUUUGCCCAUGCAGUUCGUGGACAAGCCGGGCCAGAUUAAUCUACAUAUGACAAUGGGUUCUGGCUACACUUUUGCCAUGCUUCACUGUCUUCUGCAUUGCGCGACGGUCUUCGUUCACAGAAGGCGAUUGUUGCAGGAGGUUACUGCAGUCAACUUCAGCCUUGACUCAUUCCGCCUCAACGCUCGAUGCCACGAUAUCAUUGACCGCCUCUUCACUUCUUGCCACGGCACGAUUUCACUACUCACUGCCGUUGAAGCAGGGUCUGAGAAGGACCAUGUUCCUUGCUUUCCAAUUUUCAUGCUGUUCUCUGCUUUCACAGCCAGUGCCACCGUUGCCUACCUAUCCCUCAAGGGUUUGACACCACCCAAUGCUGUCGAGACUGCCGCGCACAUCGUUAAGGACGGCCUGCGCUUCAUGAGCGACGGCACUGAAAACUGGCCUCUCAUGGGUAGCUGGCUACGACACCUAACCGUUAUGCAAAGGGUAUUGAACAAUGAUGCCGCGGCUUCCAACGGCAGUAGCCUGCGGCACGGCUCGACAUCCCACGGCGCCGGCGGUGUCAAGGAUGAGAUUUCGUCCAAUGCUGACACCAACCCCGACGCAAUGGACUACGAUCAACAGACCAACCAUGCAAGCAGUGUCUCAGGCCAGGGCAACCCUAAGAGAUCUUUGUCUGAGUCAGUGCGCGGCGACAGUGAACCUCCCGUCGUGCUCGCGAGACGACCAGGCGUUACGACCAUCAACGGUGGUUCGGGAGGAGCAUCUACUCCUACAACAGUUUCGCCGCCACCAUCGAACACACCUCAUGGUAUUGUGCAUCAUGAUAUCAAACAAUCCAGCCCAGAAAUGGCGAAUGGCAUCGUGCCUCCUCAAGAUGGGCAAACAACGAGUCAGGACAUGACAGCACCUGAGUUGUGCCAAGCGUUCGAGAGGCAGUUACUUGAUCUCGAUGAUCUUGCUGCUUUCAUGGGUGGCGGCGUGUAG